CUGUCAUGCCACUACACAGUAGUCCUCUCUAAUAAAUAAUAGUCACUCGUUCACUCGUUGCUCUCUCCCUCGUUCUCUCGCUGAGCGUCUGUACAUAUUCCAACAGUGUCGCAUUUGUGUUUCACGGUCCGGACACUAUCUGACUCGCUAUCGGUGUUUCUAACAGAAUACUUUUAAUAACCGUCGUUCGCACAUUCUUAUUGAAUUUCAGCAUUACACCUGGCAUCGACAUCGACGCCGACAUCCUUCCAAGUGGGAUCAUUGGUCCUUCUGUAUCCGCGGAUAUCGCAUUGUUGACACUGUCGAUCGUGAUUUUCAAGACGAUCAAUAUGCGCUUCUUUGUGUUUUUCAGUGUGCUGUGCAUGCUGUUGGGGCUGGUUGCUAGCUAUCAGGGGAACGAGGCGCAUGGGCUUGCAAGACGAGAUGAUACUACGGCUGCCGAAUCAGCAACCACCGGCGACGUUGCCUCUACUACCGAAGCCCCUGCGACUGCGACCGAUUCAGACACUGCCUCUGCUACCGAUGCUACCGGGUCCGCUACCAAUUCCGCGAGUGAAAGCGAUGCGACCACCGGCACAAACACAAACACAAACACCCACACCGCAACAGGAACAGGAACCGCCUCCAACAGCACCUCCAUCGACCCCCGCAUGGGCGCCGGCGGCAUCUCCAUGCUAACCCCCACCCAAGGCGCAACCUCCUACUACAAAAUCGGCGAAAAAGUGACCUUCGUAUGGAACUACACCUCCCUCGCCGUGACCCCCUCCGCCAUCAACGUCGUCGCCUCCUGCAGCUUGAACGACGCAACCUACACAAUCUCAAACAACAUGAGCGUCGCGGAGACGGGCAAGGUCACUUGGGACACGGGCAAGUACCAGGCGAAUGCGACAGUGCCGUUGCUCACGGCGACGUAUACGUUGGUUGUUUAUGAUGCGGAUGGGGACAUUGGGGAUACGGCUAGUGCGGGGAGGUUGGGGAGUCAGAGUCAGUUUAACUUUGGGAUGUAUGUGCCGCAGGCUUAUACGCCUUUGAAUGAAUACAAAUGCGCGACAUGCAACGGCGCCCUCCCUGAACUCGAUGGCCAUGCCGUGAGAUUCGCUAUGGGCAUGGUUGCUCUUACGGUUCUCAGUUUUACGUGGUUUGCUGGUGGAUAUGGUGUUUUUGCUGUUUGACGUUUUUCAAUUUAUGGUGAUGGCACGGCGUUGUAAAUGAUGUUAUGGAUUUGCAUGGUACAUAUAAGUUCAGUUAGUACAGCAGCGUUAAUGGCAUAUAGCAACUUGGUUUAGAAUUAUGGGCUUGGAUGAUAGAAUUUACCGGCCGUACGUGCGAGUAUGGAGAACCCUGUCUUAUGCACAUGCUGCACAGAACCGCCA
Messenger RNA from Aspergillus ruber CBS 135680, 1373 nucleotides. RefSeq lists its product as uncharacterized. Lineage: Eukaryota; Fungi; Ascomycota; Eurotiomycetes; Eurotiales; Aspergillaceae. The transcript is spliced from 3 exons. Bases 330 to 1172 code for a protein of 280 amino acids. The record is from RefSeq and is a predicted model, not a curated record.